Pristis pectinata (smalltooth sawfish) is the source of this 3668-nucleotide messenger RNA. RefSeq names its product carboxy-terminal domain RNA polymerase II polypeptide A small phosphatase 1-like. The record is from RefSeq and is a predicted model, not a curated record. The coding region runs from base 318 to 1106 and encodes 262 amino acids. Lineage: Eukaryota; Metazoa; Chordata; Chondrichthyes; Rhinopristiformes; Pristidae. Gene Ontology annotation, molecular function: RNA polymerase II CTD heptapeptide repeat phosphatase activity. The transcript has 7 exons.
AGGAAGAACGAACGCCUCCGCUGUUUCGGAGCGCUCGCCAGCCGAGCCGAGAGCUUGGAAUCGCGGCCGCAUCAUCUCCGGAGGGCCGCCUUGAAACCGUCAUCCACGAUCCAUGUUAGUUUCGUCGCUUCGCUUUGAAACUGACGAGGAGCGGUUUCCAUGUUGUGAUCGAGCUCCUGAACCGCGCUUUUUCCUCUCUUUUUUCCCCCCCUCCCCUCCUCCUCGUUCACUCCAGAUUUUUUUUAUAUAUGUACCUGGGGGAGGGUGGGAGGGGGGAGAAAAUCUAUUUUUUUUACCCAAAAUAAAAGAUCUAGCUCAUGGACAGCCCGUCCAUAAUCACCCAAGUCAGCAAAGAAGAGGCGAACUGCCCACUGCGAGAGAAAGGCCCCCUGCCCGUCUCCGGCAAGAAGUCGCGCCGACAAGGCCUCCUCCGGGCCAUCUUCUGCUGCAUCUCCAAGGCCGAGGACGAUGGCAACCAGACCCUGUGUGGCGGCAACAACAACACUCCACUGCUGGCCGAUGGCAAGAACAGCAGCAGCAAGUGUGUGGUUAAACACCUCCUCCCUGAGGUGAAAGUUCAGGACAGCGGGAAGAAGUGUGUGGUGAUCGACUUGGAUGAGACGUUGGUCCACAGCUCAUUCAAGCCGGUGAACAAUGCAGACUUCAUCAUUCCGGUGGAGAUCGAUGGAGUCACGCACCAGGUGUAUGUGUUGAAGCGUCCUCACGUGGAUGAGUUCUUGAGGCGGAUGGGUGAGCUCUUCGAGUGCGUACUGUUCACGGCGAGUCUGUCCAAGUACGCCGACCCCGUGGCUGACCUGCUGGAUAAGUGGGGUGCCUUCCGGUGCCGCCUCUUCCGGGAAUCCUGUGUCUUCCACCGGGGUAACUAUGUCAAGGACCUGAGCCGGCUGGGGCGUGACAUAAACAAGCUGAUCAUCGUGGACAACUCUCCGGCGUCGUACAUCUUCCACCCCAACAAUGCGGUGCCCAUCGCAUCCUGGUUUGACGACAUGUCUGACACACAACUCCUGGACCUCAUCCCGUUCUUUGAGAGACUAUCGAAGGAGGAGGAUAUUUACGCAGUACUGCAGGAGCACAAAUCGAGCUAACACUGAGCCAAGCAGAGACUGAGUGGUGGAGGGGCUGGACCCACCCUCGAUUACCUCCCCGCCCUCUGUACCACCUGCCCCGAGGUGCGCCCACCUAGGACCAGCCCUUGGACCACUUACCAGCACGCUGCCCCUUUUACAAAGGACGGGUGCGGCAACUUUUAAUGACAGCGCUUCCCAAGGGGAGUGAAGCUGGCACACAGCCCAUCCAGUUAAUGGAUCUUCACGGCACUUAGUCACAGCCAGCUAUCAAGUGGCCCAUCUCAGCCUUGGAGAAGAUCAAUCCUUCUGCUGUAUCUGGGGGUUGGGGUAGGGGGUGGUUGUCUCUGAAACUGUUGGGGGUUCCUCGCUGCUUAGAACGCCACCCACGUGAGUUGUCAGCCACCUGAAAGGGCUGUGGUCGGGUGAUGGGUAAUGCAGGGAAUGUGCCCACACAGACUUCAAUACCCUAACUCUUCCCCUAUAUCUUGCUCACCGCCCGGUGAGAGCAAGGUGGUGAUGACUCCCGCAGUGACUUUGGGGGCAGGGUCGUACACAACGAAUGAUCCUUCAAAGAAAGCUUGUGAUAUAACUGGUGUAGGUUGUGAAGGAACGGUUCCUGAUUGACCAGGGUGAGAUUUGACCUCCCAGUUAUUCUCCAGAAGGUAGGCAACGAAACCAGAGGAAGAGGAAAUUGGCCCCUCCAAGCUGAUAUGUUCGAUGUUCCCUCCUCACCUACUCCAUACACUUGGGCAUUGCAGUGGAACACUUGCUGGGACUCUUCAGGACCCCUUCCCCUGCACAUGGCUACCUCGCGCACCAGGCUACAAAGCCCUGCACUGACGGCUGGUUAUCAGUGGAGGGGCUGUGGUGAGUCUGACGUACCCCAGGGGGAGGGGAGGGGAGUGUGCGACUGAAUGAAGGCCAGAAGUGUGGCUGUCGUCCUGGAGAUGGUGUAGGGCCCCCAUCUCCCCGGGGAGACUACAGGAAUCCAGAGACCCUUUGCCCAACCCCCUGUGCCUUGCCUCUGUUCAACCACGAAGGGGGGGUUGUAGUCCAUCCCUAUUCAUUCCACCGCCAGGGGUCAGUGACACCCCCAUCAGGAUGCACCCCUGCACAGACGUGCACUCCACCCCGGCUGGGACCAAAUUUGCUCAUUGCUCGGUCAACCCUCGGAGUUAUUUGGUGGGAGAUACCCGAGGGGGAAAUGGUGUCGUUGAAACCCCAUCGCUAGUCCACCAGCUUUGGCGGGUGUGGACCAAGGCCAUUCUCGCACUCCGUGUUCCUACUUCCCUACCCCAAUCCUUUCCCCAUAUCCCUCUCAUUCUCCCACAAACUUUCCCUGGAGCACAUCUCUGUCCCACUCCCAGUGGGGGUGUGCAGCCAUGACUACUGGUGGGGGGGCAGGGCAGUGUUUAUCACUGGGAUGCACCCCCAGAGAGGCAUUACCAGCGAUGAGGGUGUUCGCUGUACCACAGGGAAGUGUGCCUAAUGGGGAGAAAAUACUUCAUUUCCACCACGACUGUGAUGCUUUGUACUGAGCAAAAUGAUUGAUUAUAUUCCAAAGAUCAAUGUUGAUUGCAGUUUUGAUUGGGCAUUUUGGGGUCCUCCAUUUGCUUCAGGCAGGGUAAAGAGGGAACCUUUUUAACAUCAGUGACCUGUCUUGGAAAGGCCUCGAAUUUUGGGUGGAAGAUACUGGACCAGUGCUGCCCACGUGGCUGAAGAGCCGUCUGGGCCCUCGUGUGAUGAGAGGCUGUUUGUGACUGAUGUGCAGCUGCACUGGUGUGAGCGAAUGAUUUGAGGAGAACCAAGGGGCUUUUGGAGAGAUUGGGGGGGGGGGGGGGGUAUGUAAGGGGGUAGAAAAGAGGCUGGAAAUUAAACAUUAACCCCCACCAUCCAGUUUCGAGGGCUGAAGGCAGUGGGGCAGUGAAGGAUGGAUACUGUUUUCUCCCACAACCUCCCUAGAAUCCCAGCGCAUAAGCCCGAUUUGAUCAGAGCAGGACUUGAGUCUUGCCAGCUCCAUUGGACAUUGUGACGUUGUGAGCCAGCUUUGGUCUAGUGGAAGUGAAGGGAGAUCCUGCCCCAACUUUCAGACCCCACUGAGUGCUGGCCCACUCUCUUUUGCCCCUUGCAAUCCCACCCCCCAGUCAACCUCCUGAACCUCUCUACCUGGGGUGUUUUGUUGGGGAGGUCACUGGGGUUGCAGCCAGUGGCCUGGGUAGGUACCAACCCUUGCUAUAGUUCCUGAUGCACAACUCUGGAAAUUUAAUGUUGCCUUGAAACAGAUCGUGCCUUCUCUCUCUCUCUCUCUCCCUCUCUCUCUCUCUCUCUCUCUCUAUAUAUAUAUAUAUAUAUAUAUAUAUAGAGCUAUAUAUAUAAAAUGUAAUUAAAAGAUUUGAAUACAAUUGCAGAUUGGAGUUAGAAUAAGAUUUUUCUUCUUAUUUUUGUACUGCACCAGUAUGCUCUCUGCCCAGCAUUCCCAGAGCUGUCUUAUGCCUUGGUGUCUGAGAUGGUGUGGAUGGGAUAAUAUUGGAUCAAAUCACCUUUUUCUCGCGUUCAUUUCUGAAAAUAAAGAGCUUUCUU